CGCAGCCUUUUCCAGGUCAUUGCGUUGACCCUUUCUCCUACAGUGGCUCCGGCAAACGAGCUCGAAGAUGCAAUGGCGGAGGACACUCAUAAAUUGACCCAUCGCUGCCACUCUGCUUUCUGCAUCUUCUCAGCAUGUCCUCGUUCGACUCAGACGCACUUCCCUCCAUGCCCUUCGACCCAUGGCCAUGCGAGCGUAGCACAUGGCACCUCCACUGGGAACUCCCUUCCGACUGCCUCUUCACGAAAUAUAUGCAGGACCCGGACGCUGCUGACCCGCGCGAUGAAUACCGUGCCUCCGUCCUACCCAUUGGCUUUCCGGACGGGCCUGUUGCACGCUCGAGGGCCACUCAGCUUUGCGAGAGAGGCCUGGGCGUGCCGCUUCCCAGAGUUCGUCAGUGGGAGCGGUCGAGCGGCGCGCAGCUGCGACCUUCAUACCUUGCUGCGAAAAUGCCACUCGCGCGAAACGUCGGCCCCGGUCGGAGACCAGAAGCCGCAUUGCGAUCUUGCGAGCCCAAGACGAAGGAGGAGCUCGCCAUAGAGCGAUGGGAACGGGGGACGAGGGAUGGGGAUCCCAAGGCAGACGAGACGCUGUUCAAGGAGCUCGAAGAAUUGUGCGACCACGCACUGAAGAAGGUGGAAAGCUCGUUGAAGCCACCGCGAUCUGCGAUCUGCUUUCUUCCUCCGGUCCAGGGGAACGUUGAGGGAAAGGAAGUGAGGGAGGACGUGGCGAACAUCGCGGCGGGGCAACCCAUCCAAGUCACAAAUAACUCCACCGGCACGGUGGAGAGGUCCGCCGAAGUCGGGCACGACGACCCCAAGCAGCCCAGGAAGGGAAAGAGGCGUGACGUCUCCUUUACGCUGCAAGAGGUGCCGCCGAAGAGGGUGCGGCUGGCGAGAGACGAGACCAAAUCCUUUGUGAGGUGAUGCGAUGUGAGGAGGAAUAAUCUGAUUACAUAAGUCCAGCUGUGGCAUGUCUCUG
Schizophyllum commune H4-8 is the source of this 981-nucleotide messenger RNA. RefSeq lists its product as uncharacterized. The coding region runs from base 135 to 926 and encodes 263 amino acids. The transcript has a single exon. NCBI's taxonomy places the organism in Eukaryota, Fungi, Basidiomycota, Agaricomycetes, Agaricales, Schizophyllaceae. The record is from RefSeq and is a predicted model, not a curated record.